Messenger RNA from Phaeoacremonium minimum UCRPA7, 621 nucleotides. Its product is annotated as putative aspartyl-trna synthetase protein. The coding region runs from base 1 to 621 and encodes 206 amino acids. The record is from RefSeq and is a predicted model, not a curated record. Gene Ontology annotation, cellular component: aminoacyl-tRNA synthetase multienzyme complex; cytosol; cytoplasm. NCBI's taxonomy places the organism in Eukaryota, Fungi, Ascomycota, Sordariomycetes, Togniniales, Togniniaceae. Gene Ontology annotation, molecular function: ATP binding; aspartate-tRNA ligase activity; RNA binding. Gene Ontology annotation, biological process: aspartyl-tRNA aminoacylation. The transcript has a single exon.
AUGCUUGAAGGAGUCCUUCUCUAUAUUUUCCGUGGCCUGGAGGAGCGCUGCAAGGAUGAGAUUGCCCUCGUCAGGACUGUCUAUCCAUCCGAACCUUUCGCGCUUCCGGAGGCCGGCAAGGAGGUGCGCAUGACCUUUGCGGAGGGGCAGAAGCUGCUGCGAGAGGAGGGACCCGAAGAGUACCGCAAUGUGUCCGAUGACGAGGAUAUGAGCACGGCACAGGAGAAGGCACUUGGUGCUCUGAUCCGCAAGAAGUUCGGCACCGACUUCUACGUCCUUGACAAAUUCCCCUCUGACGCGAGACCAUUCUACGCCAAGGAGGACCCUGAGAACCCGAACGUGACCAACGCGUACGAUUUCUUUAUGCGUGGCCAGGAGAUCUUAUCCGGUGGCCAACGUAUCAACAUGCCAACUGAGCUAGAGGCCAGGAUGAGGAAGAAGGGGGUCGAUCCCAACGCUCAGGGGCUGAAGCAGUAUGUUGAUGUUUUCAGGCAGGGAGGUUGCCCGCCUCACGGUGGCGGCGGUAUCGGUCUUGACCGUGUCGUCGCCUUCUUCUUGAACUUGCCGAACGUGCAGCUGGCAUCAUACUACCCCAGAACACCCAACAGGCUUACUCCUUAA